AUGAUGAGUUACGUGGGUGUUCUGCUCCUGGCCAGUCUGGCAACAGCCUUGUCCACCGUCCAAUUCCCUGACAAUGCCAAUCACAUAUUCAACGCAAUCCAUUCCUCAAUGAGACAAUGGGGCUCGUCCCUCCAUCAUAAUGGCAUGUCCUUUUUCCUCGCAUCCGUGCCUGCAGGCACCCAGCUGUAUCACGGCACACACCAGUGUGAUCGAGUGAAUGAGACAGAAUGGCUCGCCUUUGAACCCGAACACGCGAUGGUCUUUGCGACGUUCGGACAAGGUCGUAGACCUCCAUCUGGCGGUCCUGACAGUCCUGGUUCUGAUGACCCACGCGGCUCUUCGGCCCAAAAGCUCCUGGGACUGAUUGGCGAGACGGAAAAUGACUCCGAACCUGAAGGCUGGCUGCAUACGUACGCGGCUGCCAAGGACUUGCGGCUUGUGUAUAUCGACGGAAUGUCCGCUGCCAAGUCCUCGAACGGGACGCUCGACUCUCAGGAUCGCAUUUUGCUGCGGGAUGCGCUGGAUGACGGAAACGGGGACCCGAUGCGCGACGAAAAGCGGCGCGUGGAGACGAUUUGCCGGAUGGCGAGGGAGGAAUGGGAGGAUCGGAUUGACGGGGUGAUUCGUAUGGAGGCUGGGUUUGAGAUCAUCUUAUGUGAUUUCGCUCGCGAUUUGGACCUGCUGCAUGUGGUGCGGGUGAAACUCGACGGUAAUGGCCCGGGGGCUGGGCCUGGACGCGAGCCUGGCCGGGGCAAAGAGAUGGGAAAGGGGCCUGGCGGAACGGCUGGACCGAACCAGUGGGUGAAGGCCAUUGCGGCCCGGUACGAUGGGAUUGGGGGACGCAGGGUAGCGUUGAACUACGAUCACUUUGUCACGGCAUACACCUACGGCUUGGACCUUUUCGCCUCAGCGGAGGGAGGCCGUAGUCUACCACGACUGCAACACCUGUCGUCUGCUGACCUGGAUCCUAUCCGCAUGGAUUUACACCGAUUGAUCAUGACUCAUGACACGAACGAGUCUUCAUUCGACUGGCAGGCCGUCACGGACAUGGUGAUUGAGCGGUAUGCACACGAGCUGCGGUACCUGGCUUCUGGGGAGCUCUCGACCACGGAGCAGCUGCAUGCGGAGCUGGAAAUCAUCCUUAGCCCAUUUAUCGACUACAGCGACCGGAACAUCACCCUCGAGGUAGAUCGAUGUAGUGCGCAGUUUCUGUCUGCGCGCAGUCCGGCAAAAGGUGUAGCUGCACAUGCUGUCCGGUCCGUUGCUCGGACAAUCUGCUCGACUUUGCUGGAGGCGUGGGGCCAGACAGACUACGGACUGGCAGUGAACCAAAUUAACGAUCUAAUGGAGUAUCUGUCAUGGACGACCUGGAAGGGAUGCAGUGGAUGCGGCGACCAUGAGAUCUGUGUUAUUCCUAUCUGGCCGAUGGGUACAGUGGAGGAUUACGAGCAUCCGCGGUGCCGCGAUGCGAGUCAACCAUACAGGGAGGGCUCUAGAUAUUGGGGACGUAUUCGGCCUAGAUAG
Messenger RNA from Aspergillus fischeri NRRL 181, 1524 nucleotides. RefSeq lists its product as uncharacterized. The transcript has a single exon. The coding region runs from base 1 to 1524 and encodes 507 amino acids. NCBI's taxonomy places the organism in Eukaryota, Fungi, Ascomycota, Eurotiomycetes, Eurotiales, Aspergillaceae. The record is from RefSeq and is a predicted model, not a curated record.